AGGGAUAGGAUCGUUAGUUCCCACCAGAGACGGUAAAGGCAGACUUUUGUGCGGGGUAAAGGUGAAAAAUAAAAAAAAGUCUUCCUCUGUGUUUGUGGUUCUUUGAUCGCCAUUUCCUGUCCCUGUCUCUAAGCUCUCAGAAACAGCAACAAUGGGUUCUAGCAAUAGCAGGUUAGGGCUCAAGCACAGAUUCUUCUCCUCUCUCUUCUGUGGCGCUGCUUCUUCUUACACUCCUAUCGAGGUGGGUGAUCGUCCGGAUGAUUCAUCAACUAUAUCUCUUCAAAACAUGGCUCCGCACCAUGAUGUGUCAAUCAGCUCCAAGCAGCAGUCAACCUUUGGUUCUAAAGCUGAUUUUACGAGUUCCACUGCUGAAAAUGAGGCCUCUUCUAGAAGCAGUACUGCUACCGCCGAGUAUACAUCUAGUAGUUGUACUAAUCAUUCUGGGAAUUUGGAAUUAUGUUCUCAGCAGUUGAAUGUUAACAACAGUCUCAUUGAACCUCAAGUAGCCAAUACUUCCUUAAAGUUUCAGCCACCUACAGGGUCACACUCUACUGAUGCACUUCACACAAGCCUUGUGGGUCAGGAUACUGCGAGUCUACAUUCAGACGAGCAGACCGUAGCGGAUGUCAGUAUCGAUGGCUUUACACCUGAUUCUGGUUCUGAUGUUUCAGGUUCUCUAGAAACUUCUCAACAGCUUCCAAGAUUUCACUUGUCUGUGGGGGAUCAAGUUCCUAUGGGCAUGGGCAUGAUAUUGGUUGAUGUGGUGAGUAUACAUUCCAACAUUUUGUCUAGUGGCAUUGCAGAAAUUAGUAACCGUGAGACAAGAAGGAAUUCUAGAAGGAUGUUUGGGGAUUUUUUCUCAAGAAACAGUUUUAGGCGGAAUAGUAAUUCCCCAAGCAUUGUUUUUACAACUAGUCAUGCUGAUGAUCUGGGAUCUCAUGACAGAUGGCUCCUUGAUUAUAGUGGUGAUCUUCAUUAUGAUGGCAUUGGUCGUGAGUCUAGAUACUCUGGCACUAGAAGCGAUCAUAGAAGUGAACGACUAUGGCAAUCAAGAUACGAGAUGCUAGAAAGAUUUCGUGACUUUUAUGAUGAACAAGGUUGGCAAGGUUCUUUAUGUGCAACAGGGCGUCACCCUCGCGGUACAUGUUCAUGUGAAUCUUCAUCCAUUGCUGAGGAGUCCAGUAGGCGUGCAAGCAUUUCACAAAUAAUCAUGCUUGCAGAUGCACUUUUUGAGGUUCUCGAGGAAGUUCAUCGCCACCGCAUGUCUUUUUCAUUGUCUAUGCUCAAUCUUCCUGCUCCUGAAGCUGUUGUAAACUCAUUUCUUCUCAAGGAUUAUAAAAAGUCAUGUGGAACUGAGAGUGGUACACAUGAUGUGCAACAGUGUAACAUUUGCUUAGUUGACUAUGAGGAGGGGGAUAAAAUUAGAGCUCUUCCAUGUUCUCAUGAAUAUCACAUGUCAUGUGUCGAUAAAUGGCUGAAAGAAGUACAUGGGGUAUGCCCCCUCUGCAGAGAUGAUGUUUGCAAGGGUGUUGCUGAAGGUUCUGCUUCAAACCCUGAGAUCCCAUCUCUUUGAUUGACACGUAUAAAGUGGCUAGAUAAGUCAAAAAACUUUUCUCUUGAAACGUCAAGAAGUGUUCACCACAAGACAUAGUUGUCCUAGAAUUUUCUUCUGUUGCAGAUUAUUUGUAAUAUAUAGUAUCUAUAUAGUUAAAAAGCUACUUGUCUAUAGAUCAAACUGUAAGAGUAUACAAGUUCCAAUUAAAAAGUUAAUGAAUUUAAGGUUUGUGGAA
Jatropha curcas is the source of this 1790-nucleotide messenger RNA. RefSeq lists its product as uncharacterized. Lineage: Eukaryota; Viridiplantae; Streptophyta; Magnoliopsida; Malpighiales; Euphorbiaceae. The record is from RefSeq and is a predicted model, not a curated record.